AUGAUGCAUUUCAAAAGUGGACUCGAAUUAACCGAGUUGCAAAACAUGACAGUGCCCGAGGAUGACAACAUCAGCAAUGAUUCUAAUGACUUCACUGAAGUAGAAAAUGGUCAAAUAAAUAGCAAGUUUAUUUCCGACCGCGAAAGCAGAAGAAGUCUCACAAACAGCCACUUGGAAAAAAAGAAGUGUGACGAAUACAUUCCAGGAACAACCUCAUUAGGCAUGUCUGUGUUUAACCUAAGCAACGCCAUUAUGGGCAGUGGGAUUCUGGGACUCGCCUUUGCCCUGGCAAACACCGGAAUCCUCCUUUUCCUGGUACUUUUGUCUUCGGUGACACUGCUGUCUAUAUAUUCAAUAAACCUUCUGUUGAUCUGUUCGAAGGAAACAGGUUGCAUGGUCUAUGAGAAGCUGGGAGAGCAGGUCUUCGGCACCACGGGGAAGUUUGUCAUCUUUGGAGCCACCUCUCUACAGAACACAGGAGCAAUGCUGAGCUACCUCUUCAUAGUCAAAAAUGAGCUACCGUCUGCCAUAAAAUUCCUAAUGGGAAAGGAAGAGACAUUUUCAGCCUGGUACGUGGAUGGCCGUGUCCUGGUGGUGAUUGUCACCUUCAGCAUAAUUCUCCCUCUGUGUCUCCUGAAGAACUUAGGGUACCUGGGCUACACUAGUGGGUUCUCCUUGAGCUGUAUGGUUUUUUUCCUAAUAGUGGUCAUCUACAAGAAAUUUCAGAUUCCCUGCAUUGUCCCAGGGCUAAAUGCAACAAGUGCUAAUUCAACAAAUGCUGACAUGUGUACGCCAAAAUAUGUUACCUUCAAUUCAAAGACUGUGUAUGCUCUACCUACUAUUGCAUUUGCAUUUGUCUGCCAUCCGUCAGUCCUGCCAAUCUACAGCGAGCUUAAAGAUCGAUCCCAGAAAAGGAUGCAGAUGGUUUCGAAUAUCUCCUUUUUUGCCAUGUUUGUGAUGUACUUCUUGACCGCCAUUUUUGGCUACUUGACAUUCUAUGAGAACGUCCGCUCGGACCUCCUUCACAAGUACCAGAGCAAGGACGACAUCCUGGUCCUGACGGUGCGGGUGGCGGUCAUCGUGGCGGUCAUCCUCACGGUGCCGGUGCUGUUCUUCACGGUUCGCUCGUCUUUAUUUGAACUGGCUAAGAAAACAAAGUUUAAUCUGUGUCGUCACGUCUUCGUGACCAUCAUACUCUUGGUCAUUAUCAACUUGUUGGUGAUCUUCAUCCCCUCCAUGAAGGAUAUCUUCGGGGUUGUAGGAGUUACAUCUGCUAAUAUGCUUAUUUUCAUUCUUCCUUCAUCUCUUUAUUUAAAAAUCACAAACCAGGAUGAGGAUAAAGGAACUCAGAGAAUUUGGGCGGCCCUCUUCCUGGGCCUGGGGGUGUUGUUCUCCCUGGUCAGCAUCCCCCUGGUCAUCUACGACUGGGCCUGCUCGUCGGGGAGCGACGAAGGCCACUGA
This is a messenger RNA of Pipistrellus nathusii (Nathusius's pipistrelle), 1461 nucleotides long. NCBI's taxonomy places the organism in Eukaryota, Metazoa, Chordata, Mammalia, Chiroptera, Vespertilionidae. The record is from the annotation of a GenBank genome assembly.